AUGACCUCUCUUCCUCCUACAAGUUUACAGAUUGAGGUUGAAGCUCGAUAUGCCAUAAUGAUGGAGGAGAAGAAAAGGAAGAGGAUGCAGUCCAAUCGGGAAUCUGCAAAACGGUCAAGGCUGAGGAGGGAAAAAAGAUUGUCAGACUUGGUUACUGAGAUAGCCAUGUUGAAGCAACAACUCAUGGAGAACAGUAAAGUAUAUGAUGGCUUGAGUCAAAGGGCUCAAUUACUGUUGUCUGAAAACGAUGGUUUGAAUUCUGAAAAGAUGCAGUUGGCUGAGUAUUUGAAGAGCUUGUGCUCAGUUUUCAUGAGUUCCACGCUGAAGCAGGCUGGUUGUUUAUCAGAUCAGCCAUGGCAAGUUCAUGGUCCUGAGCACCCUUCAAUAACAACUGGGAUGUCCAUGUCUUAG
Molecule: messenger RNA, 411 nt
Organism: Mangifera indica (mango)
Lineage: Eukaryota; Viridiplantae; Streptophyta; Magnoliopsida; Sapindales; Anacardiaceae
Product: basic leucine zipper 1-like
Exons: 1
Coding region: 1-411 (136 amino acids)
Biological process (GO): positive regulation of DNA-templated transcription
Cellular component (GO): nucleus
Molecular function (GO): transcription cis-regulatory region binding; DNA-binding transcription factor activity
Source: RefSeq, a predicted model, not a curated record